GUCCAUCACCCACUUGAGAACAGCGGGUUUCAAGCAAUCUCACCAGGACACUCUGCUUUCAACAAGCAGCCCUAGUGAUAUAAGGCCAGGCAGCCCCUUCCACAGAUUUCUUCCUCACCCUUGGGCACUGGAGUAAGGAUCACAGAAGUAAUGCUUACAGAAAUGAUAAACCAUCGGAGGAGAAAGAAUUGGUCCAUCUGAGUAGUGUGUGAAAGGGAGAAAGACGAAUAAAGAGAUGGAGCUGCCGCAAGGAGAUGAGAUGGAAGAAGGGGAAGAAAAAGAGAGGAAAACCAGGUCUCCGCCUCAGGGCAACAUGAAGGACCGGCUAGCAGAACUUCUGGAGUUGUCCAAGAGUUAUGACCAGCAGUUCCCAGAUGGGGAUGAUGAGUUCGACUUGCCCCAUGAGGACUUCGUGUUUGAGACUGACCACAUCCUGGAGUCCUUGUACCGAGACAUCCAGGACAUUCAGGAUGAAAACCAGCUGCUGAUGGCCGACGUGAAGCGGCUGGGAAAGCAGAACGUCCGCUUCCUCACGUCCAUGCGGCGUCUCAGCAGCAUCAAGCGCGAUACCAACUCCAUUGCCAAGGCCAUCAAGACUCGGGGCGAGAGCAUCCACCGCAAGCUGCGCGCCAUGAAGGAGCUGAGCCAGGCCGCCGAGGCCCAGAACGGGGCGCACUCUGCGGUAGCGCGCGUCUCGCAGGCGCAGUACAGCGCGCUCACCCGCACCUUCCAGCAGGCCAUGCACGAGUACAACCAGGCGGAGAUGAAGCAACGCGAAAACUGCAAGAUCCGCAUCCAGCGACAGCUGGAGAUCAUGGGCAAAGACGUCUCGGGCGACCAGAUCGAGGACAUGUUUGAGCAGGGCAAGUGGGACGUGUUCUCCGAGAACCUGCUGGCCGAUGUGAAGGGCGCGCGGGCCGCCCUCAACGAGAUCGAAAGCCGCCACCGUGAGCUGCUGCGACUGGAGAACCGCAUCCGCGACGUGCAUGAGCUCUUCUUGCAGAUGGCAGUGUUGGUGGAGGAGCAGGCAGACACGCUGAAUGUCAUCGAGCUCAAUGUGCAGAAGACUCUGGACUACACGGGCGAGGCCAAGGAGCAGGUGCGGAAGACCCUGCAGUACCAGAGGAAGGUCCCCUGCUGGACCAUCUGCUGCUGCUGCUGCCCGUGCCUCAACUAGCAGCUGGCCCACACCUCCACCACCCAUCCCUAGCCCGAGCCACCCUGGAAAGGACCGUCAGUGGCCAGGUCCUCUGCACUGGGCUGAGAGGCUCCCAAAUCCUUAGAAAAGAAGAAACGAGAGGCUCAAGAAUUGGAACCCAGCUCUUGCGGAAGGAGAUAGCUGAUACCUUCCAAGGUUUUUUCGGUGAAGACAGAUUCCUAGUGAAGUUGUGCAGGGCAAGUUGUGUGACACUGCAUUAUUAAAUGACACUGCAUCUUUCCUCUCCCACCAAAGGUUAAGGAACUGACGUUGGACCUGACCAUAGGGUUGACGUCCAAAGCACGCUUCCUGUUGAAGCUCAAGGAGAAGGUCGAUUUUACAUUCACUCACAGUAUGAACUCAUCAUCAAAACUUAAAUUCGUUUGUCUUGUCCUGAAAGUGUUGGUUCUGUCCAAUUUCUGGUGAAAUUGAUCUUGGGGAAAAAAUGGGAUUUCUGCAUUUCUGAGUCAUCUGAUUUAUGAUAUGUGAUUUGGGCCUAGAGGUAGACCUUUCUCCUCACCUCCCCUAUCAAUAAAACCCACAUGGAACGCUUUCUAUCCCAUAACUUUCUCUUUUAAUACCUUCUACCACAAUAGAUUUUGUGAUUAUUUUUCCAAAUAAUUUUAAGCACUGAAUAUUGAAGAAGCACUCAAAUAGAAGUAUAUAUCAGUCAUAUUUUAUGUAUUUUCACAGAUAAGAUUUAUUUAAAAUUUACUUUUUUACUUGAUUGCAUAUACACAAAUGUAUGUAAAUGUAAAAUACUAAUAUUCACUAACAUGUACAUAAUGACCAAUUGGCUUUAUCGUUACUUUGUAAAUAUGUAUAUAAAUAUUAAGAAAAACACUUUUCCUGGCUGUUGGUAUUAGUUUGCUUGUUUUGAGUUUAUCUCCCUCCAAUCUGCUUCUUCGUAGUCCAAUUUGGAUCCAAAUUAUAUUUUGAAAAACUCUGUAUUGGUUAUGUUAGUAAAGACAGGUGUUAAAGGCUGAAAACAUAUGGAACCAGAGACAAUAAAAUUAUGUUCUUGGAAAUAGUGCUUUUGUUUUAAUGGUAGACCAUUCCUUUUGUACAUUAAGAUGGAGUAAUUUAAAAUGAAAUAAUUCUGUUUUUCAAGUAAACUUUAAAACAUAUUAUAAAUAUCCAUUUUAAACAUUUGUAUCUUGACCAUUUAAAUCUCGGCUUACUUUUUCAAUUAUUACUAAUUUUCUCCCCCACUAGGCUACUUGAGGCUACACCAUCUAGAUGGAUCUCUGAGCACAGGGGGAAAAUGAUAAACUCAAAGAAUUUAGCUACAGGUGUCUUGCUUUCUCUCCCGAGUUAUAACAACUUAGCAAAGUCAUCAGGUUUUAAGAUUUGGUUUCAUUUACCAUGCUUCUAGUGUUUCUUCUGAGUCAACUCUUAACUCUUUUUCCCCUUAUUUAAUACAGAAGCAAUUUUAGUCAGCAGUCAUAUUUCUCAGGCCCUCCAGAAGACAAGAUUUUUUUGAAAGAGUAGAAUGUGAACUCUUUGAGGCUCACUGCCUGACCUGCUUAAGACCAGGUAAGUCUAGCCCUACCUACAACAUAUUUCAUGGUGUAAAUAUGACAAUUGUAGAAACUGGGUCCCACCAGACUUUUCUCAGAUUUCUCUCAGUUUCUUUCCAGCUAACUCCAAGGAUAUGUUUCCCCUUUGACUUAAUACACUCCUCCCUAUAGCAAGGGAAAGAGUCUUCAUACAGUUCCAUUGUGGUAGUUUUCACUGUAGGAAAAAAAAUUUAUAUAUAUAUUUUUUUAUUUAUAUAUGAAUAAAUAAAAUAAGUGGAGACCUCCAGCCUCUUCCCACAAGAAAAGACAGCUCACAAACUGGACUCAUUUGAACCCUAAUAUACCUAGCAUGAGGGAGGCUCUGAGUUCUAUCCCCAGUGCUACAAAUAAAUAAAUAAAUAAAACUCAAAAUAAAAAAAAAUAUAUAAACCCUAAAAUAUUUUUUUUUGCUUAGAAUCAUCAUAAAAGUAAAUAUGUUAGAGUAUAUUAUAAUUUGUAAAUCAUGUAUUUAUACGAAUUAUCCUAAUUCUUACAGUAAACUGAGAAGAUUGACUUUUCGAACUACUAAGGGUUUAAGUUAUAUUUUUAAAUAUUUGCUAUAUACUUCUGUUGUUGUUGUUUACUCCAGACAGGACAAAGUAUUCAUUAAUCUAACCUAGUAGAUAAUGAAAUACAAAACAAUACUAGCAAUUGCUUCAAUUUUCAUAAAAAUAGUUUCACUAAUUUUGUCUUUAAAUGGCACAAGUAAUGUCUAUAAAUAGGCAUUUGUAAAAAAAAAAAGUUAUAGUUAUCAAGAUGGGAUUUUUAAAAAUGUACUGGAUCAUUUAAAGAAAAAGAAAUAUAUUUGCUGAAUACAGUGUCAAUGUUUGUGCUCCCAAAAUAGUAUUGUGUGGUCACAAAAUCAAGUGACAGGAGAUGCAUUUUGAUCUUUUGCUGUCCAUUUUCUAUAUUCAGUUUUUCUUAAAAAUAAUACCUUUGACAAUAUUUUUUCUAUCAAAAUGAGUAUUUUGGAAAAAGAAAAUUGUUAAAAGUGAUGUAUAAAUAUUUUGUUUAAUUCAAUAAAUAUUUAUUGAUAGAAAAAAAAGUAAAUGUGUUUG
This is a messenger RNA of Marmota monax (woodchuck), 3815 nucleotides long. It is a transcript of the gene Stx11, whose product is annotated as syntaxin 11. The record is from RefSeq and is a predicted model, not a curated record. Gene Ontology annotation, biological process: intracellular protein transport; exocytosis; synaptic vesicle fusion to presynaptic active zone membrane. Gene Ontology annotation, cellular component: plasma membrane; synaptic vesicle; presynaptic active zone membrane. The coding region runs from base 236 to 1177 and encodes 313 amino acids. Lineage: Eukaryota; Metazoa; Chordata; Mammalia; Rodentia; Sciuridae. Gene Ontology annotation, molecular function: SNARE binding; SNAP receptor activity. The transcript has 3 exons.